Limanda limanda (common dab) is the source of this 2337-nucleotide messenger RNA. RefSeq names its product protein kinase cGMP-dependent 2 (gene prkg2). Gene Ontology annotation, molecular function: cGMP-dependent protein kinase activity; ATP binding. Gene Ontology annotation, biological process: protein phosphorylation. The record is from RefSeq and is a predicted model, not a curated record. NCBI's taxonomy places the organism in Eukaryota, Metazoa, Chordata, Actinopteri, Pleuronectiformes, Pleuronectidae. The transcript has 18 exons.
AUGGGGAACGGCUCCAUGAAGUCAAAACGUUACAAACAGGCGGACGCCUCCAACGGCCGAGCGCACAAGGAUCCCGGCGGCGGCUACACCAUCUCGUCCCUUGAGUCCCUGAGGGCCCGGGUGGAGGAGCUGGAGCGGGAGGGCAAGAGGAAGGAUGAGGAGCUCUGUGCCAGGGAGCAGCAGGUCAGAGGUCAGCAGGAGCAGCUGGCCAAGCAGAGCCGAGCGCUGGCCGAGCUGAGCGAGGAGCUGCAGAGCAAGAGCCUCCAGAUCAACAAGCUCCAGGACCUGCUGAAGGGUCCGGGCGGCCCCUCUGGGAGCCUGGCGUCACGGCCUCCCUCCAUCAGAACCUGCGCCAAGAACAGUCCCAACCUCGGGGUCCGCAUCAAGGAGACCCUCAACAGGAGGAAAGGGGCCAAAGCCGGGGUGUCGGCCGAGCCCACGUCCAGGACCUACGACUCCAGCAGCCUGCCCAAGUUCUCCUUCGAGAACGCCCGGGUACCCAAGGAUGCAAGUGUGAAGAAGCUUCUGACAGACGCCCUGAACAAGAACCAGUACCUGAAGCGGCUGGAGCUGCAGCAGCUCAAAGACAUGGUGGAGUGCAUGUACGAGCGCACCUACCAGCAGGGGGAGUCCGUCAUCACGCAGGGAGAGCACGGCAACCAUCUGUUUGUCCUGGCAGACGGGAAGCUGGACGUGUUUCAGCACAGCAAGCUGCUCACAUCGAUCGCCGUGUGGACCACUUUCGGGGAAUUAGCCAUCCUGUACAACUGCACCCGGACGGCUUCAGUGCGAGCCGUGAACAAAGUGCGGACGUGGGCUUUGGACCGGGAGGUGUUCCAGAACAUCAUGAGGAGGACGGCGGAGACGCGACAGGAGCAACAUCGCAACUUCCUGCGAAGCGUUUCGCUCUUGGCCAAUCUACCGGAGGACAAGCUCAGCAGAAUGGUGGACUGCCUGGAGGUGGAGUACUAUGACAAGGGGGAGUACGUGAUCCGGGAGGGAGAGGAGGGAAGCACCUUCUACAUCAUCGCCCAGGGGAAGGUGAAGGUGACCCAGACCACCGAGGCCCACAAGCUGCCGCAGACCAUCAACACGCUGCACAAGGGCGAGUACUUCGGAGAGAAAGCACUCAUCAGUGAUGACGUCCGGUCGGCGAAUAUCGUGGCUGAAGAGAACGGAGUGGAAUGUCUCGUCAUCGACAGAGAGACAUUUGAUCAGACGGUGGGCACCUUCAACGAGCUGCAGAAGUACCUCCAAGGCUACGUGGCAACGCUGGAUCGCGACGACAAGAAGAGACAUGCCAGGUAGUCGCUGUCACGCCACCAGAGUCAGCCGCUGCCUCCUGAUGUCGUCCAGCUGAGGGACAUGGUGUCGCUGUUCCCUCCGUCCAGGCCCUUCGACCACCUGGACGCCAUCGCCACGCUCGGCGUCGGUGGCUUCGGACGAGUAGAACUGGUGAAGGUGAAGGGCAAAGACAUCACCUUCGCCCUGAAGGUCAUCAAGAAGAAGCACGUGGUGGACAACAGACAGGAAGAGCACAUCCACUCGGAGAGGAAGAUCCUGGCCGAGGCGCGCUCGCCCUUCGUCGUCAAAUUGUAUCGUACGUUCAAGGAUAACAGAUACGUGUACAUGCUGCUGGAGGCCUGUCUGGGAGGAGAGAUCUGGAGUCUGCUCAGAGACAGGGGGAGCUUUGACGAGCCGAUCGCCAAGUUCUGUGUGGGUUGCGUCACGGAGGCUUUCGACUACCUCCACCGCAAAGGAGUCCUCUACCGAGACCUGAAGCCAGAGAACCUCAUGCUGGACACGGAGGGAUACAUCAAACUGGUUGACUUUGGGUUUGCCAAGAAGAUCCGAUGUGGCCAGAAGACCUGGACGUUCUGUGGGACCCCGGAGUACGUGGCCCCGGAGAUCAUCCUCAACAAGGGCCACAACUUUAGCGUGGACUUCUGGUCUCUGGGCAUCCUGGUGUUCGAGCUCCUGACCGGCAGUCCUCCGUUCUCCGGGAGCGACCAGAUGAUGACGUACACGUUCAUCCUGAAAGGCAUCGAGAAAAUGGACUUCCCCAAGAAGGUCAGCAAGAGACCUGAGGACCUCAUACGCAAGUUGUGCAGGCGAAAUCCCUCCGAGCGACUGGGCAACCUGAAGAAUGGAAUAACAGACAUCAAGAAACACAGGUGGUUUAAUGGUUUCAACUGGGAAGGACUGAAGGCGAGGACUCUGUUGUCUCCACUGAAGAGAGAGGUCAGCGGGCCGACAGAUCACAGCUACUUCGACAGUUACCCUGCGGAUGAGGACAGCCCCCCCGAGGAGCUGUCCGGUUGGGACAUGGACUUCUAG